This is a messenger RNA of Cotesia glomerata, 1483 nucleotides long. RefSeq names its product poly [ADP-ribose] polymerase-like. Gene Ontology annotation, molecular function: NAD+ poly-ADP-ribosyltransferase activity. The record is from RefSeq and is a predicted model, not a curated record. The transcript is spliced from 2 exons. Lineage: Eukaryota; Metazoa; Arthropoda; Insecta; Hymenoptera; Braconidae. Bases 78 to 1337 code for a protein of 419 amino acids.
AAUUGUAACUAAAAAAUAUAUUAAUUAUAUUGAAUUAAUUGAAUUAAAGUAAAGGAAUAUUUAAAAGAACAGUAAAAAUGUCAACCGACGUCAGUGACAUAGAAAAGUAUUUAAGUUCUUAUCAAGACAACGAUUUAAAAUUUGCAACUCUUUAUGAAAAUCCCAAAACUCAGUGUAAGUACACUCAAACAUUUAUUAAAAAUUCAUCAGAACGAAAGAAAUUUUACUAUAGAGUCCAAAUACUCUGUAAGAAAAAUACAAAUGAAUUUUUCCUUGAGAAAGACUUUGGUACGCUGGAAGUCCCGAAUAACGUCAAAGAGGUGAAUAAUUUACCACUAGAUGUAUGUAUGAAAGUGUACAAAGUAUAUUUAUUGAAGAGCAAUGUCGACCUGAAAUUUUCUUGUCUGGAAGCAAAAGAUGAAAUGUAUAAAAAAAGACUGCCAGUACGACAUUUGUUAAGAACGAUAAUGGAUUUGAAGAUGAUGAAAAAGGUUCUGCGGUCUUACUACAUUGACAAGAAAAAAUUAAACGGUUUCAGUUUAUCGCACAUGGGCGAUAUGAUGUCAGUUGAUACAAGGUUCCAAAUUAUUGAAUCUUUUUGGAAGCAAAAAAUUUCUUGUCAAUUGAUAGACCGUGAAACUAAUCAAGCGAUAAGUCUUCUUGAUGUUUUUUACAAGCAGUUGCAUACUAAAAUUGAUAUUCUGGAUAAAAACACUGAAAGGUGGAAGCUAAUUGAAACCUGUGUAAAAAAUACGCACUCGACACAUCACAGCGAGUACACAAUUAAAGUAAACGAAAUCUUUGUUCUAAAAAGGUGGGAAGACAGUAAAAGAUUCAAGGAUAAUCUAGGAAAUAAAAAACUUUUAUGGCAUGGAACUAGAAUGGAUUAUGUCGCUUCUAUUUUGGAAAGAGGUUUUGAGAUAGAACCCAAUAAUGUUUUGCAGACAACGAUCCCAAUGUUUGGAAAAGGAAUUUACUUUACAAACGCGGUGUCAAAAGCUGCCAAUUACUGCAGCAAAGGAUCCAAUACACGAUGUGAGCAAGGAGUUUUGUUCUUGUGUGAAGUCGCUUUAGGCAACAUGGAGAUUACUUUUAAUGCACUACCCAAGUUUGUGGAUCUACCAGAGGGCGUCCAUUCCGUCUUUGGAAAAGGUUUAAUGAGCCCGCAAAAAAAUAUUCAAGAAACUGUCCUGUACAAUGUCCAGCUAGCCUAUGGGAAGCUGCUUGAGAUACCAGGGAUUAAAUCCCAGUUGAUACAUGAUGAAUAUGUUGUGUAUGAUCCGAGACAAGUUAAGAUGCGGUAUUUGGUUUUUAUUGAUUUUGAGGAUAAGGAGUAAAAAAAAGUAGUAUUAUUGUUGGGAUUAUUUAUUGUUUUCAUGUACUUCUAGGCUAAGAACAACUGAGAGUCUACUGAGUAGAUUACUUGUACUUUGGUAAAAGAAUUCAAUUGAUUCAAGAAAAAAAUCUUGAAUCCGAAAGUUUA